AUGUCUACUCACGGAUUGAGCCGAUUCGUCGGUAUAGCGAGAUCCGUUAUUUUAACGGCGCAAGAACUUGUGGAAAUUCGAGCCGCACAAAGAACCUUCGAGGGAGCAUAUAUUAGGACUGCUUUGGGGCAAUUUAGUUUCGCUUUGGUAGUAUUAAAGAUCUUUACUGCCGAAUUCUACAGUAUUGGGGCCUUAUUCGCGACAUAUGGAGCCGGCAUCCUAAUGGUCAGCUUGUACAGGAGAUACGAGGGCAACAGGCAAUUCUUCAGCGAGAUAGAUGGGGAUGGCAUGGGAAGGAAGAAAUUUAGGACCAGUGGGAAUGCCGUGGUUGUUUUGACGACGCUGAGUCUUGUGGCUUAUGUUUUACUGAUUGGGUUGACCAUAAGGCUCGAGACCUGA
This is a messenger RNA of Botrytis fragariae, 399 nucleotides long. RefSeq lists its product as uncharacterized. Bases 1 to 399 code for a protein of 132 amino acids. The transcript is spliced from 3 exons. Lineage: Eukaryota; Fungi; Ascomycota; Leotiomycetes; Helotiales; Sclerotiniaceae. The record is from RefSeq and is a predicted model, not a curated record.